Molecule: messenger RNA, 2370 nt
Organism: Anopheles stephensi (Asian malaria mosquito)
Lineage: Eukaryota; Metazoa; Arthropoda; Insecta; Diptera; Culicidae
Gene: bora
Product: protein aurora borealis
Exons: 5
Coding region: 359-1726 (455 amino acids)
Biological process (GO): activation of protein kinase activity; regulation of mitotic spindle organization; regulation of mitotic nuclear division
Cellular component (GO): cytoplasm; nucleus
Molecular function (GO): protein kinase binding
Source: RefSeq, a predicted model, not a curated record
GUCGUACCUGCGUCCGAAACUCACUGUCAACACGAACUGUCAUCGGCCCUUUUCAGAGGGAAAAUCUGUUGACGGUUUUCCUUUUUAAAAUCAAACGAACAAAUCCAAACGAGCGGCCGGGUCAGCGGCGGUAUUGUUUCGGUCUUUACAAUCCAAACUGUGAUAGCAGCAACAUACUCUACGAAAUGUGUCUAUAACUGUGUGACUGUAGCUUACUUGCUAUGAUAUAUCCACUAUCAAACUCCCUCAAUGUUAUUUAACCCAGUGCUUUUUAACACCGUUUCGCUUACUAACCCUUUAACCCGCGUCGCGUGUCAGCUGCCUUGGGAAAAACGUUUCGUUAACCUGCUCUAGAAACAUGGAAACAGAAGGGUUUUUAACACCGCGAAAGCUGAUUCAGAGUGCUCUUGCCCGUACCUCAUCCCGUACAUCGAUGGCUUCCUCGCCAUCGGUAAUGGCCGUAAGGACGCCGACAUCGUUGUCACGGAACAGCACCAGCAGCUGUAACAACACGACCGGCAGUCGCUUUAAUCUGCUACCUGUACUACAAACUCCUCCUUCGCGCAUUUUCAAGGGCCGCAUCAUGAAUCCUUUUGAGCCUCAUCUUACCGAACGGUUUCACUUACCGAUGAUCGGCAGUCCUUCGCUUUUCCAGCGUCCAAACACCCCGCAGAACAGCAACAUCACUCAGUUCGAGUGGACGAUUGAUGAAGUGUCCUCGUUGGGACCGGCAAACGUAGAGCCACACGAAACACAGUUCAUUGAAACGCCGGACCCGGUCGCGGAGGCUCGAGUACAAGCCGCAAUCAGCACAUACUUUAAGGAGUACAGCAUAGUGCCCAGUCCUAUUGACUGUCCUUUAAGAAAUCAGAAAAUCGUUCUCUCGAAGGACUCUAUAAAUACCACGUCGACUGCUAGUGGCCCAGGACAGGCUAAGCGAAAGCAUCGCAAUGGAAUGUGCCAAACCGUUCUAUCCUUCCCACCGAAUCUGCCCCAGGAGGUUGAGGAUAUGCUGCAAAAAUACCUAACAUACAACGAGGAUCAACAACAGAAGCAUGAUGGCUCGCUCGAUGUUUCUUCGGCCAGCAGUAUUGAUCAUGAUGCUCGCGAUGCUUCUUUGCGACGCAAACUUUUCAACACAUCCGCGGUCAUUGACGACCGAGACAGUGACGGAAGCGGCGCGAGUCGAUACGGAAAUUCUACUGAUGAUUUCGAUCUGCGAGCACUAAGCCCAGCGCCCCAAUCACCGGAAGUGGUUGUGGUCCAGGAUAAAAUGAGUGAACAAGACCUGAAACGCUCACGAUACUAUGGGUCGCAGGAUGUGCUGAACCAUAUAGUGGAAAGUGAUGCCGAUAGCUCGUUUGGUGCGCUUUCGCCCAUCUCAAAGAGCUUAGCUAGCCUAUCUCCUAUCGAAGCGUUUGAGCAGCAUCAUUCAGACGCGGAUGCUAUCUACCGUAGCACGCCAGAGCCUUCCACCACAUUCCAUAGCGAUAAUUUGUCCGCGGAGCUCAAUGAAAGCCGGCAAUAUUUGAGCGGUUCUAUAAAGCAUACAGAGUUGACCGACGUGCUUGCGGAAGCGAAUCUAUCGAAUGAAGGUGAAAAGAGUCAUGUCCUGUCGUCCCAAUCGUUCGAUUGCUCCCAGAUGACGCAUCACUCCACCACUCCGCUGCGGGGCUAUCGAAGGAGGGAAAACCGCCGAACUAACCCGGAUUGCAACAUUUCAUAGGCAGCUUGAAAUGUUUCAUCGCCUGUCAGCUGGGCGAGUGACAGCUUGUUUUGACAGCAGUCUCCGAUGAAAAAUAUACCGUCGGUCGCCUCGUAAAACUCGGCGGAUCUACCUAAACUUUGCCCAACUGAUCGCUUCCCUGCCAAUUGCUGUCCUUUCUGAAGCCAGGAAUAACGAUGGGCCACGGUCACGGACACGGACCACCGUACAAAGUUCCGGAUGCAUCCAUCUACAAAGUGGCCGAUGCGCCCGAACUGGUUGAAGUGGAGCGCGCACUCGCACGUCGUGGGCUGAAGGACCCGUGGCUACGGAACGAAGUGUGGCGCUAUAAUGUGAAGCAGUUUUCGACCCACCGUUCGCGCCUUGUGACGUUCCUGUUCAAGGGAUUCCCGCUCGGAUUCGCUGCUUUCGUUGCUACGAUCGGUGUAGAGUAUGCGCUCGGUAUUGAUUAUCACGGAGGACAUGGCCACGGCGAUGGAGGACACGGUCACGGAGACGAGAAGGGGCACGGAAGCGGUCAUCAUUAGUCGGUUGACGCACUGAUCAAUCGCGCGUGUGAGGUUCUUUGUUGCGGUCGUGCAUUAGAUUUUAUUUCCAAAAUUCUGCAUCAAGAAUAAACGAGUUUGUGUUGUAGCAGAAACGAA